Cynoglossus semilaevis (tongue sole) is the source of this 3210-nucleotide messenger RNA. RefSeq names its product purine-rich element binding protein Bb (gene purbb). Gene Ontology annotation, biological process: regulation of transcription by RNA polymerase II. Bases 993 to 1907 code for a protein of 304 amino acids. The transcript has a single exon. Gene Ontology annotation, cellular component: nucleus. Gene Ontology annotation, molecular function: RNA polymerase II transcription regulatory region sequence-specific DNA binding; DNA-binding transcription factor activity, RNA polymerase II-specific; purine-rich negative regulatory element binding. NCBI's taxonomy places the organism in Eukaryota, Metazoa, Chordata, Actinopteri, Pleuronectiformes, Cynoglossidae. The record is from RefSeq and is a predicted model, not a curated record.
GUUUUUUUUCUAAAAAUCCUUUCAAAACACUAUAUUUUGAUACAUGCAGAAAAGAUACAAUUUUAAUUUUGGACGGCAUCCAUUUAACGUUUCUGUCACUACUGCUUGUUGACUUUUUGUGAUUCUUAGAGCCACCACACCUGUAAGCUCCGGAAGAUUCACUAUCCCGGCUGAGAUGGCCAUCUCCUGGUCCUACUUGCUUCUUUCAGAUGGUCCUUUUAUAUGUUGUACAUGCACUAAUUUAUUUAAUUUAACUAUAAUUUAAAAUACAUAGCUAUGCUUAAAAUUCAGAAAAAUAUAUUUUUCAACUUUCUUUAUUUUUCAACUAAAGUCAACUUUUGAUCAAAAGCAACAUACUACUGUAUACUAAUACAUUUUAAAAAAUCCCUAAAAAUAAAAAUUUCCCAAAAAUGAAUGCAGUACUGUACCUAAAAAUAUGUAGCUAUGCAGGUUUUUAUUUAUAAUUUCUUUUUCCGGAAUUUCAAUCAUUGUUAAAAACCAACAUACUUUACUAAUAAUUUCUGAAAAAGUCUUAAAAAACAAUAAAAUAGAGAGAAAUGAAUAAAAACAUACUUGCCUAAAAUAUUUUUAUAUAGAACAUAUUUUAAUUUGCCUAAAAAUGUGUAGCUAUGCACUUUUCACAUUUACAGCAUGCAUUAAGUAAAACAAAAAAGAAAUCACUUCGGCAUAUUUUGUCAAACAAACAAAAUUUUAUAACAUAACAUCUCGGAAAAGGUUAAGAAAAGCUUCCUCAGAAGGUACGCAAAUGAAACCUCCUAAUGACCCAAUGACAGACGAGAGCUAUCACAUGCGGGCGUGACUGACGAAAUACGACUAACCAAUAAAAACGCCGUAACCACGUGAACAUGGCAGAUGUUUGGACCAUUCAGGACGCUCCUCAGAGUGCGUUCAUGGCAGCAUGACGGGAGCGCGCAACUACUGGUCGAGUACGCGCAGAGAGCAGCAACGCACGAGAGAGGGGCAGAAGCCGAAUGGUGGAGCUGAAGAUGGCGGAUGGCGACAGCGGGAGUGAGCGCGGUGGUAGUAGCGGAGGAGGAGGUGGCGGCGGCGGCUUCCAGCACUUCCAGCGGGACCAGGACACCCAGGAACUGGCGUCCAAGCGCCUCGACAUUCAGAACAAGCGUUUCUACUUGGAUGUCAAGCAAAACAGCAAGGGCAGGUUCAUCAAAAUCGCUGAGGUUGGGGCCGGGGGCUCGAAAAGUCGCCUGACCCUCUCUCUGUCAGUGGCAGCGGAGUUCCGCGACUACCUCGGGGAUUUCAUCGAGCACUACGCCCAGCUCGGGCCUAGCAGUCCGGAGCAGAUAGCUCAAGCAUCAGUGGGAGAGGACGGCGGGCCUCGGCGGGCUCUCAAGAGCGAAUUUCUCGUUCGGGAGAACCGCAAGUACUACCUGGACUUGAAGGAGAAUCAGCGGGGGAGAUUUCUGCGGAUUCGUCAGACCGUUAACCGUGGAUCUGGCUUUGGAGUUGGGGGCCCAGUAGGCGGCAUGCUGGCUGGCCAGACCAUAGCCCUUCCGGCGCAGGGGUUAAUAGAGUUUAGAGACGCCCUCGCUAAGCUCAUAGAUGACUACGGAGGAGACGACGAGGAGCUAAGCGGCGGCCUUGCUGCCGGGGGCUACGGCGAGCUCCCCGAGGGAACCACCAUCAUGGUGGACUCCAAGCGGUUUUUUUUCGACGUGGGGUCCAACAAAUACGGAGUUUACCUGCGGGUGAGCGAGGUGAAGCCCAGCUACAGGAACUCUAUCACCAUCCCCUUCAAAGCCUGGAGCAAGUUCGGAGGCGCUUUCUGCAGGUAUGCCGAGGAGAUGAAGGAGAUCCAGGAGAGGCAGCGGGAUAAGAUGUACGAGAGGAGAGACGAGUCCGAGGGAGACGACGUGGAUGACGACUGAGACAACUUAAGUUUAACAACUGUUAGUCCAGUUGAGACGUGACAUAUCUGCAAUAUAGACGAGUUUUGCAUAAAAUUGUGAGGGAAAACAGAAAUUAAAAAAAAAAAAGACAAAAGGGCAUGACAAAGCGUGCUGUUAUAGCAUACUAAAGUUUCGUGGCGUUUAAAAGUACAUGUGCAGGGACUUAUUGGUGUAUAAUACUAAAGGUUGUGGGGCUGAGGGUUAGUGAUUGUAUGCAUCUUUGAGAGAUAACUUCUAAGUCAGAUCAAGCUCAUUGGCUAAAACACCUGGAGCUUUAUUUUGAGAAAAAAAGAGAGAAAUUACCAGCAAAUUGGUUUACCUAACAAACAUAAAGCCAACGGAUGCUUUUCUAUUUGACACAUAGUUUAUAUUUUAAGAUUGGGGAGUUGUAGUGUUUAUGAUGUUUUUCUUGCCUAUUCUUUUAUGGUGAGAAUGAGCAUCCAUUGUAUUUCUGUUCCAGGCCAGGUCCAUCUUUUCCUAUCCUCAGUUAGUUUGAAGGGGGUUCUGUAAGUCAGUGAGAUAAAGCUGAGGAGUUCAUGUUAACAACAACUAGUGGCUAUCUUACAUUAGCCUUGAAGAACACACGUGAGCAGCACUGAGGUAGGCAGCAGCAGCUGUAGGGUGACAAUUUGAAACAACUACCCCAUAACAUUGGGGAGAGUCGCCGAGGAGAAUCACCAACAGACCAACAUCCAUUUGGACUCCAGCUGUCAGUUACAGUGCAGAGCAGCUGGAUUUUAAGUAAUGUUGACAUUUGUAAAGCAAUGUUCACAUUGUUUUCAGGAGGAUUCACACUCAGAGGUGAAGCUGGCCGUCUCCUGAUGGCACAGCAUCUCUGGCUGUGUCACAGAAUGGCAGCUCUGGGGAGCCGGUGUGUGAGGAGAGGAACGUCGAGUGUGUUCUCAUUAAAGGACUUUGUUUUGUUUACGACGCUCACUUGCUCCCAUGUGACACUACAAGCACUUGGACAGGAGCAGCUUCUUAUCUCUCAGCUCUGCAGAGAAUGAGAUGAUGACGAUGUUGAUUAUGCUCCCCAUCACUCUCCAUGUGAUGGUCAGAGCCAUUCAAAUGUCCGUCCUAACCAGCCGCAGGACAUUGUUCAACUAAACAGACAAACACCUUUUUGACACAUGAAGACCUGGGACCGAAACACAGUGAUGGAUGUUUUCUUUGAAUUUAUGUUUGUGUGGUUUUUUUUUUUUCCUUCAAAAGAGAUAACUAUAUUGAAAUGAAAUUAUAGGAAAGGUAUUACUGAACAAACCAGCAAAAAUAUAUUUUAAAA